CGCCCGCCCGCCGGCAGGUCUACUGGGAGUUCGAGGAGGCAGGACAAUUUCGGCCGGGGAAUGAUGGCGCUGAGCUGGGCGAAGAAGUCGCAACUUUGACUCGGUUAAACGGCGAAAUCGUGGGCGAUCUUUCGGCGCCUCACGCCAUGAUCCGAGUCGGAGAUGCCCUCGCUGUGUGCGUUUAGUCGUAAAAAGCGGACCCAUGGCACUGCCUGUGCUGAGGUGAAGAGGGAUUAAUUCAUCGCCAAGAAUCUUUUGAAUUUAAAGUCAGCAGUAAAGAAAAACACGCCAACAUGAUUCAAGCAGAAAGUAAAGGAAGUGAGAGGACCCUGAGGAGCGCCUCCCCCCACAGAAAUGCAUACAAGUCUGACUUCCACGCUAUCAAAUGCUCCUUUGAUGGCUCCAAAUCAGAAGGUGCUGCAAAGUCGUAUGCAAAUGGGUCCAGCGACGCCCGCGAGGACUCCCGGGGACGGCCUUUCGGUACCAGGGUUAACAAGAUCAAGAACAUUUUCCUACAGAUGGACGGCCAGCAGCAAGAGGAGCAGCCGCCGCAAGACGUGAAAGCAACUUUAAAGUCUGAUGCUGCCCAGGUGACUCCACCAAAGCCACAAAUUCCACCCAGCUCACACAGAGUUAGCUUCAACAACUUGACAAGCCCAGAAUCCCUCAAUUUAGAUAAAACUCCCAAAGGGGAUGAUGUGGAGAUUGACAAAGUGGCUUUGGCAGAAAAGUUUUCCGUGACCAGGAAGAUAUUCGAGAGGGGCAUCGCCGAGCAGCCCGCUGUGGACAAGCAUUCGCCAAACAGAUUAGUCAACCGUCUAUCUCUCGGAAGUGCAUCUGAUGAGGGCAAAACUGCACGGAGGGCAUCGGGAUCUUCAGAGACUUUCAAAUUGGAGCAAACAUCUCCAACGGGCGUUAAAUGUCGACCGGAUGUUGAGAAUGAAAAAAAGAACAUGCCCAGAGUGUCAAAACGGUUGGAGAAUUUUAUGGCUGGAAAUGACUCAGAGGAUAACAACAAAGCUGCUCCCAAAGGAGGGACGAUGACUGCUAAAUUAGACAGUAUGACUGAACACUCAAUCCAGACUUCUCCAACAAGGGGCAUCUUACACAAAGCCACUUCUGUUCAGGAAGCCGUGAAUGUUGAUGCUGCUAAAAAAUCAAAAGCAACAUGUGUCACAAACAAAACGUCAAGUAAAUCCACACUCCCAGUUAGUAACACGGCUUACAAAUCAAUUUCCACCACAACUGACGGAAUUCCCAAACCAGAACCGACAAGCCCGCUUGGUCAUAGCUACAAGCGACACUCCGGGGAUGGAUUGGGUCAGACAUCUGUUGUCGGGGAUAAAAGCAAACCCCCAAGUGACGUGAGGCAGCAAACGUCUGCCUUUGAAAACACCUACGCAACCAAAUCUAUUGAAAAGGCCAAAAGUAACAACAGUGUGGUGAAAAGUCCAACCAAGGAAAAGACCUCGACAAUUGCCUCCAAAGGGGUCGCCGUGGUCCGGGCAGAGCUUGUCGUGGUUCAGAAUGAAUCGUCUGGCAGCGAGGACAAUGAAGAUGAGGAUGUUGAAGACGACGUGUUUGUUUCGCAAAAAAACAAAAGGCCAUCAGAAGAUGAGACUAAUAAAUGUCAACCGGGAAAACUGAAGACUAAAGACUCUGUCUUGGAUGGUAACAUCCAAGGGUUUAAAGAUGAACAUGAUGAGAGAGAACUCGAGGAACAGGGUGACAAGACCGUCGUAAAUGGAGCCCCGGUUUAUGGUAUCGAGAAUGCGGCCUUUGUGGAUGACAAGGAUGUAGACCAGGUCCUACUGGACGAUGAGGAGCAGGAAGAAGAAGACCAGGAGGAGGAGAUGUACACAGAGUAUGAUGACUAUUAUGAGGCCCCGGGAUUGUCAGACGAAGAGACACCUCCACCUAAGAGGAAAAUCCAGUUUUCCGCCGAUCCCAUUCUGGUCUUCAGUACCUUCUCUAACGAGGAGUAUGAUCGACGUAAUGAUGACGUGGACCCCGUUUCUGCAUCUGCUGAAUAUGAGCUGGAGAAAAGAGUGGAGAAGAUGGACGUAUUCCCGGUGGAAAUUGAGAAAGGGGACAAUGGCCUCGGCAUCAGCAUCAUUGGAAUGGGAGUGGGAGCUGACCAGGGACUGGAGAAACUUGGCAUUUUUGUCAAAACCAUAACAGAGCACGGAGCAGCUGAAAAAGAUGGCCGCAUUGAGGUAAAUGACCAGAUAGUGGAGGUGGAUGGCGUCAGUUUGGUGGGUGUCACCCAACUCUUUGCAGCAACUGUUCUCAAGAACACCAAAGGCACCGUGAGUUUUCUGAUUGGUCGGGAAAAGCCGGGGACACAGAGCGAGGUAGCCCGCCUCAUCAGCGAGACGCUGGAACAGGAGAGGAACCAGCAUCACCAAGAGCAGAGGCAGCAUCACCACCACCUGGAUGAUCCCUAUGAACACUCCACAGAGGAGGAGGAGCGCUUUGAGGAUGACGACGAUGCAGUGAAUGAGAGGAUUCUUGGCUCCAAUUUUUCUCCGGGGCGGAAAGUCGAGGUGUUUGAGUUGCCCGACUCGGAGGCUCUGUUUAUGCCAACUAAUAUGGACAGCUCUCAGAUGGCCUUCAAAUUUAAAGAGCUGCAACUCAAACACAGCGUUGCAUCAGCAGAAAUUAAUCAACUGAAGGAAAAGCUUCGGGAAUCCGAGGAGGACAGAUCACUGUGGGAAGCCAGAAAAUCUGCACUGGAGCAAAAGUUUGAAGAUAGCAAUGAAAAAAUCCUCAAAUUGGAGAGUUAUUGGCUGGAAACCCAGGCUCUGUGCAAGACAAUAAAUGAACAGUUAGCAGAAACCCAAGCCCAGUAUGAGACCUUGGACAAGAAAUACAACAAGGCAAAGAAGCUUCUAAAAGACUACCAGCAAAAAGAGAUUGACUUUGUGAAGAAAGAGGAAGAGCUGAAGAAGACUAUAGAUGAAAACGAAAGGAUGUACAAAGAACAGCUGGAGAGCUUGCGGAAUAGGAUAGCUGUCCUGGAAUCUGGUGUGGAUCUACAGAACAUGGCAGAAAAUCACCUUUGCUCCCAAAAGUCAGUGGACUCACUUGCAGAGGAAGACUGGAAGGAGCUUGUGCCUGAGACGGAGCUGUUGGACACCAGUGCACACAAAGCAAAAGGCCUGUUGGGCCAGAAGGCCAAACGGCAGCGUCCCUCUCGCAACAAACUGAAGGAGACUCUCGCGCUGUCCCCGACCCACUCACAGGAAACUGAGGAGGAGGAUGAGCGGGAGGAACGGGAACCUCAGAGAAGGAGCUCCUUCCAGGAGAGCCUGUCCCUCCCAGUACCAGUCUUCUAUCCCGAGAACGAACAAAAAGACCAUGCGGCCGAAACAAUAGAGGAGCCGGCGGGCAAGACGGAGCUCUCCAAAAGCCCGUCUUUAUCGCCGUCACAGGGUGGCAGUAUUGAAAGCGGCGGAGGCCAGUCUUUGCUAGCUCUCAAUGACUCCUCAAUCGCAGCAUCCCCUUCGGGAUUGACGCACAAUGUCAAAAAGAAGGAAUCCAAAGUCAAGGAAAAAGUGAUCAAAGAUGAAAUAAUUGAACCCACAUCAGCUACAAAACCUAAAAGACGCUUUCCCGACUUUGGGGGCCUGCGCAAGUCGGGCGGCAAAGGAAGAAAACACGACAAGGAGGCCAUGAGAAUGUCUUUGGACAGCAGGGGGUCCGCAGAAUUACUGGAAGACUCUGGCGGUAACCUGUCCCCAGCUGAAUCCAUGACCUCCAUCCCAACCUGUAUGCCCUUCUCUUGGUUUGGAGACAAAGAGAAGGAGCGAGACAGGGAGCCGUCUUCCUCAAGCAGCAGCCUGCCCUACGCCGAGAGCAACAGUGAGCCAAGCCAGGAUCGCAAGAACAAGAGUUUGUCAGUCAUAGAUGAUUGUAACCCCGCCAGUCCCAGUUCAGACCUCUCUGGGUUAGUCGCUGAACCCAAUCUGUCUGGGCGCUCACACACUUUAAUCUUCUCUUCCAGCGAGAGUCUAGAUGAUGAGCCAGUGGCCACGGGAAAAGAAUACCAGUGGCAGAACCGUCCCAUCUGUGACUGGACCAAUCAACAGGUGUGUCACUGGUUAAUGGGCAUGAACAUGGACCAGUACACGGUGGAUUUCACUGCCAAGGGAGUCGACGGGCAGCAGCUUCUGCAGCUGGACAGUGACAAGUUAAAGGUGCUGGGUGUGUCCAGUCAGAGCGACCGAUCCACCAUCAAGAAAAAGCUGAAGGAAAUGCGCAAGGCCCAGGAGAAGCUGGAGAAGCAACGGGAGAAACGAGAGAAGGAGAACCGCCGUAGCGGACGGCUGCCGAUCAAUACCGACUCUGUCUGCUGAACUGAUCCAGGUAGCUCCCAAAAAGACAUUGGCAAUGUUUCAUGUUGUCGUCUCACACCGUUAAGUGCCCACGCUGAGCAGACAAAGGCGCCACUUGUGAUUUGUUUUUUUUUUUUUCAUAUUUCAGUGGCUGAUCUUCCUGCAGAAACACUCAAAAUCAUUUGUUUUUUGUUUGUUUUGGAAACCUUAUUGUGUGUGUGGUCUGAAGGCCUACAUUUUUUUUUACCACUAUAAAGUUACGAGUGAUAAUUACAAAGUAUGUUUUCAGAUAUGAUAUUCACGUUUUUUUAUGGAGAAUGUGCACCAUUAUGAAAACAUGAUAUUUUUGCUAGUAUGUAUAACAUUGAUGUUUUAUGUACAACACUUUUGUAUUGUACAGUGAAGUCAAAAGCACUAUUUUGUCUUUUAAGCUUCCAUGAAUUACAAAGGUUUCAAUGUAUAGAAACAAAAUACCUUUUAUACAUGUGCCAAUAUCUGCAUUACUUUUUCAUUGAAAUAUAGUUUCACAGUAUCUCUUUUCUACUAAGUAGAACAGUUAGGCCAGAAAAACAAAUCAAGCAAGAAUCAUGCGAUCUCUGCUUGUUCUGUCCCUCGAUGUGUAAAUGUUGAGUCGGACUCAUGAUGGUCCAUGGAAAAAAAAUAGGAAAAAUAAGUGCGAUCAGGGUCCGCUGGACGGUAAAUAUGUGCCUCUGAUAAGGACUUUAGGAAUAAUGACUGUUCACAGCCAAGCCCAGGCACUCUUCUUAAUUCAUUUCUACACAAAACAGCAAGAAAGCCUUUGCUGUAUUUUUUACAAUCAAAAUAAGGCAUCAGUGUGUUUAAUCAGUAGGGAUGCAUAUCGUUAGGAUUUUAUCAACAGAUGCCGGAAGCUCGAUAAAGAAACUACCGUGAGUGGUAUCGUUUGUAUCGAAUCUUUAGGGUGCUACGGUACCAAAAAGUACCGGUCCACGGUAUGCAUCCAUAAUAAUCAGUAAAGAUGUUUUUAAACAUUAUUGUUAAGUGUUUUGGCUCAACUGAACAAGAGCAACAAUUGUAAAUUACCAAUGGCCCAUGUAGUGAAAACGCUGCUGCUUGUAUUUGACUACAUUCUACCGCGAGUGCACAUUUUCCUGUCAUCAAUAAUUGAUCAUUUCUGAUCAAAUAAAACCAUCUUCAAAAUUG
Syngnathus typhle (broad-nosed pipefish) is the source of this 5519-nucleotide messenger RNA. It is a transcript of the gene ppp1r9ala, whose product is annotated as protein phosphatase 1 regulatory subunit 9A-like A. NCBI's taxonomy places the organism in Eukaryota, Metazoa, Chordata, Actinopteri, Syngnathiformes, Syngnathidae. The record is from RefSeq and is a predicted model, not a curated record. Gene Ontology annotation, cellular component: cytoplasm; actin cytoskeleton; postsynaptic density. The transcript has 19 exons. Gene Ontology annotation, molecular function: actin filament binding. Gene Ontology annotation, biological process: neuron projection development; actin filament organization; calcium-mediated signaling. Bases 294 to 4358 code for a protein of 1354 amino acids.